Molecule: messenger RNA, 2545 nt
Organism: Drosophila mojavensis
Lineage: Eukaryota; Metazoa; Arthropoda; Insecta; Diptera; Drosophilidae
Gene: Snx27
Product: sorting nexin-27
Exons: 5
Coding region: 690-2201 (503 amino acids)
Biological process (GO): intracellular protein transport; signal transduction
Cellular component (GO): early endosome
Molecular function (GO): protein binding; phosphatidylinositol-3-phosphate binding
Source: RefSeq, a predicted model, not a curated record
GACAAACCCAACACUAGCGCCUGACAGUUGUUGGGCGAGUGGCAACGGCAAAGGCAAAGGCGAAAGAGGCGAAAGCAAAAGUGAAUUAAGGAAAGCAGAGGCAAUAUGCAAAAUUAAUGUGCGCUACGCACGUUGUUUGCUGUUAACUGUUUAAUCGCAAUGCAAACUAAAAACAAUUGCAAUUGCUAGCCCAUAACACACACUCGCACACACACAUCUAAUUCACUUAACAAAUCACGGCGUGUGAUACCGAUUUCUGUUGCAGUUGCAAGUUACUCCGAUUUACCAAUUUCCGUGUUAUUUAUUAUUUCUGUUUUUUUUUUGUGUGUGUGUGUAUGAUUUGCGGAAAGUAAAAGUGGCUGCCGCAGCGGCCUGCCUUUGCCUGUAUGUGUAUUUGUGUUCGUCUCGAUUAUAUUCAUGUUCGUUCGGUUGCGUUUGUGUGUGUGUGCGCGCGCGAAUGUUUGUGUGUAAAAAGAAGUUGCAAAAAUACAAAAGUUACGCAAAAACAUAGCAAAAUUGUGUAAAAUAACAACAACCACAACGACAACAACAAAACCUGCCGUCUGCCAGUGUCUGUGCUUAGGCUGCGUGCGUCCGUGCGUGUGUGGGUGGGUGUGUGAGCGUGCGUCCGUGUGUGUGUGUGUCUCGGCUGUGCUCUGCUUGAAACGCAGCGUACCGGCUGCACAGAAAUGAGCGAAAACAACGGCACCAGCGGCACCACCAUCACAGCCGCCAAUGGACCGCGUGUCGUUACCAUCUACAAGACGGAAACUGGCUUCGGCUUCAAUGUGCGCGGACAGGUGUCCGAGGGCGGCCAAUUGCGUUCAAUCAAUGGCGAGCUGUAUGCUCCGCUGCAGCAUGUCAGCGCUGUGCUGGAGAACGGAGCCGCCGAGAAGGCGGGCAUCAAGAAAGGCGAUCGCAUACUCGAGGUCAAUGGCGUCAGCGUGGAGGGCGCCACACACAAACAGGUGGUGGAUCUCAUCAAAUCGGGCGGCGAUUGCCUGACCCUAACGGUCAUAUCGGUCACGCAGCAGGAGGCUGACCGACUGGAGCCGCAGGAGGAUCAAACUGGCUAUUCCUACAUAGACUACUCGGACAAGCGCUCCUUGCCCAUCAGCAUACCCGACUACAGCAUUGUGAAUCGGAAUGGGGAACGCUACAUUGUCUUCAAUAUCCACAUGGCCGGCAGGCAGCUGUGCUCGCGUCGCUAUCGCGAGUUUGCCAACCUGCACUCGGCUCUGCGCAAGGAGUUCAGCGGCUUCAACUUUCCGAAGCUGCCGGGCAAAUGGCUCUUCCAGCUGAGCGAACAGCAGCUGGACACGCGUCGACGGGGCCUCGAGCAGUAUUUGGAGAAGGUGUGCGCGGUGCGCGUGAUAGCCGAGAGCGAUGCAGUGCAGGAUUUCCUGACCGACACGGAGGAUGAUAUAUCUGCAUCCCCGGUGGACAUCAAAGUGAUGCUGCCCGACCAUGAGGUGACCAGCGUAUCGGUUAAGAAGUCAUCCAAUGCCCAGGUGGUGUGGGAGAUAUUGGUGCAGCGCGCCAACCUUACAGCCUAUACGCAACAAUAUUUCUAUCUGUUCGAGAUAGUUGAAUACAAUUUCGAGCGAAAGCUGCAGCCCCACGAGAUUCCGCAUCAGCUCUAUGUGCAGAACUACAGCACCGCCUCAUCCACAUGCCUCUGCGUGCGUCGCUGGCUCUUUUCCGUGAGCAAGGAGCUGACCCUGCCCGAUGGCGAGCAGGCGGCGCGCUUCAUCUUCUACCAGGCCGUCGAUGAGGUGAAUCGGGGCAAUAUACGUGCCGAGGGGCGUCUCUACGAGCUGAAAGCAUUGCAGGAUGCCAAAAAGGCCAACGACUAUCUCGCCUUGGCCCGCACACUGCCCGGCUAUGGUGAUGUUGUCUUUCCUCACUGCUCCUGUGAUAGUCGCAAGGAGGGCCAUGUCGUGCCCGCCGUGGGAAUGAAAAGUUUUCGCCUGCACGCAUGCCGCGAGGAUGGCUCUUUGGAGGCGCAAAUGGUGGAGCUAACAUGGGAUAGCAUCACUAGCUCCGAGAGCGACGAGGAAUCCAUGUCGUUUUGCUUUCAGUACAAUCGUCCAGAUAAGCCACCACGUUGGGUCAAAGUCUAUACGCCAUAUCACGCAUUUCUCGCGGACUGCUUUGAUCGGAUUAUGGAGGAGCGCAAAUGGGAGGACAGCGGCGAUUAAAAGGAUUUCUUGCGGGCUCAUCAGGCGCAUUGAUCAGAUCUAUAUAGAUAUAUAUAUAUAUAUAAAUAUACAUAUAUAUUGCAACCUAACCAUCCCAGCAACAUCACAGCGAGCGGCUCAAUGCAAUCUUAGUCACACUCACACGCAUACACAUACACACGCACAUACACCUUCGCAGUCUAUUGUAUUUCAAUCACAAUUUUGUAUAUUAUGUAUGGCAGAUUAUUCGAUUUGUGUGUUGUGUAUAUGGCUGUGUGCCUGUUUCCGUUUCCGUUUCUCUUUCCGUUCCCCUUCCCAUUCUGUAUCCACAAUUAUUUCGUUAGCUUAAGCAAAAAAAAGUGAAA